Molecule: messenger RNA, 1713 nt
Organism: Plasmopara halstedii
Lineage: Eukaryota; Oomycota; Peronosporomycetes; Peronosporales; Peronosporaceae
Exons: 1
Coding region: 1-1713 (570 amino acids)
Source: RefSeq, a predicted model, not a curated record
AUGAGAAAUAUUGGCAAGUCCCGCUUGUCGCACCGGAACACCAUCUGCAGCAAUUCUCGUCUAUACGGUUCAUUCGAAUGUCGGUCUCAUUUUGAAGUUCUUGAAGCUCACGCACGGGAAAAGAUGAUAACAUUCAGGGCCGUUGUACUCGCCUCUAUCAUCGUUCUCUUAGUACUGGGAGCUGCUACUUCAGUUAACACUUUGUUGAGUGAAUUUCCAUCCGUCAAGCUGCAUAUCACCUUCAAACGCGAGAGUUUAAAGCUUCAUGGUCAUUCUGAGUUUGACAUCUAUGCUUCUCCCGUCGUGUCAGUCAACGCUUCUAGUUUGAUAUAUGACAGCUACGCGACGCUAAAAGACAGUCGUUCGGAAUAUAAGUAUACUCUGAAGGAUGGAUUUGCAUACUUGACAACGACGGAUGCAUUAGGGUCGAAGAUGACCCACUGUCUCACUCUGAGUACGAUGCCUUUCGACCAGAUUCUACCUGCGCUAAAUGGUGCCAUACCCAUUCCUAGUGCUUAUAUUAAUAACAAGUCGAUUGAGUGUGCUAGUGGAAAACUAUUUGAGACACAAUUUGCUGGAACGUCUUACGCAAUCUGCGCGUCUGGUAAGGCCACAGCCUACAGCAAUGAUCUCGACAUAACUGUCGAAUAUCUUCAGAAUCCCAUCAACGUUUCGAGGCCUGAUAUGUUGGCUGACCCUGCGCCGUGUGGAACUGUUCAGAAGGCGAUGUCAUUGACGUCAACAGCUCUUGCUUUCGCUUCAGGCAAUAAAAUCUUGUCCAAUGCGUAUCGAAAGCUAAAAGAAGAGGCUUCCAUGUUUUUACGUUCAAAGUCUUGUAAUAAGUGUUCGACCACACCUCGGCCGUGCAUUUUCUUUCAUGGAUCGGGAAAUGAGUUAGAAAUGCCCGAACUGCAGGACAAUGCUGACUUACUUAAGGAUAAAUUUGGGGACAUCUAUGGUCAUGCACCUUGCUGCUCCUCAAUCAAAUAUGCUGUUCUCGAUACUAUGAAUGCUGGUUGGAGAAACGCGUCUCUUCAGCAGAAAUUCUGUAAGCACUCGCUGUCCAUGAGUCCCACCAGUGACGUUGCUGCUAAAAUUAUUGAUAACACCAUUGUAGUUACACAUUCAAUGGGUGGACUCGUGAUGGCGGACGCGCUUGUGAAUAACAGGUGUAGCUUCAGUGACACCACAUCUUGGGUAGCUUUAAGUCCUCCAAUGAUGGGUAGCAUGGCGUCCGACUAUCUCAUGGACAUCUGUAGCAUCAAAGGAAGCCGUUUGAGAAUAGGAUUAUUAAAGAUGUUUGAUCAAUGUCCUGCGGCUGAGUCUCGCAAGUCCACCUGCUACCAAGGUGAGAAGUAUAGCAACCCAUCUCUCGAUGCUGCGUAUUUGGCCGCUCAGAAGGCGUACCGAGAGAACGUUGACGCUGUCAUGUGCAGUGAUAACUACAACGGGGUUCAUUCUAAGUUUGAAGCUCCAUCAAUUCUCGCUGGGAAAUUGAUUAAACACAAGUCAAAGGAGAACGACGGUCUCGUCGAGUUCGAAAGCUGCGCAGGAGGACUUGAUGCUGGCCUCUUUGAUGAUCAUUAUAGCAGCGCAUUUUACAGACCACGUCUUAAUCACGCGGAUACGGCAUUUUUAACAGAUGACAGCCCAUUUUUUGACUCGCAGAAGCCACACAAGUGGUUUAAAUGUCUGAAGUACAACAUUUCUUAA